Molecule: messenger RNA, 3109 nt
Organism: Zingiber officinale
Lineage: Eukaryota; Viridiplantae; Streptophyta; Magnoliopsida; Zingiberales; Zingiberaceae
Product: putative pentatricopeptide repeat-containing protein At3g01580
Exons: 3
Coding region: 88-2205 (705 amino acids)
Biological process (GO): RNA modification
Molecular function (GO): protein binding; RNA binding
Source: RefSeq, a predicted model, not a curated record
UGCCUCUUUUAAAAAGUGCGUCCUGCUAUUUGAUGUUUUUUUCCGAAGUAAUUGACAUUUCCGGCUGCUGCAGCCAUUGAAGAAUACAUGAGAAGAAGCGAAUGCCUGUCCAAGCUCGUCGCAUCCUCCACUGAUGCCAAGUCCUUGGCCUCCCUCCACUCCCUGCUCCUCCGUUCUGGUCUACUUGCUGCCGCCGAUUGCUUCUUCGCCACCCGUCUGACAUCUGCAUACGCCAGACUGCGCCACACUCUGCAUGCCCGCCAGUUGUUUGACGAAAUUCCCCACCCGAAUACUUUCCUCUAUAAUGCCAUUCUUCGAGCUCACUCUCAUGCAGGUCAGUGGCUCGAAACUCUUAGGCUUUUCCGCCGCAUGAUCAAUGCUUGGUCACUGCAUGGCUGCCCGGAUCAAUUCACUUUCACUGUCGCACUGAAAGCGUGCGCAGCACUCUCGGAAUUGCGCUCUGGACAAACUGUUCACUGCCUCUCCAUCAAGAUGGGAGAAGCUUUCUCUGACAUGUUUGUGGGUUCGUCUCUGGUGGAGUUGUACUCUAGGUGCCGGAAAAUGGGCGAUGCCGUCAUGGUGCUGGAGGAAUUCACUGAGCCAGACUUGGUGCUUCAGACUUCAGUGAUCACUGGGUACACGAAGAAUGGAAAUGCAGAAGAGGCCUUGUCAUUCUUUUCCCGGAACGUGGCCGGGAAGCAUAUAGUUCCUGGUCCCGUCACACUCAUCAGUGUGGUAUCUGCACUUGGACAGUUAGGCAACCUUCUUUCUGGAAAAUCCUGCCAUGGAUUUUUGGUUCGAAUGGGCUUUGAGUAUGAUUUGCCUCUUGCAAAUUCUGUCCUGAACUUGUAUGCGAAAUUGGGUGAGAUUAAUGCAGCAAGAAAGUUGUUUGACAAAAUGCAUGCUAGAGAUGUUAUUACUUGGAGCUCCAUGAUUACUUGUUAUGCUCAGAAUGGGGAUGGUCCUGCAGCUUUGAAGAUGUAUAAAAGGAUGAUUGAGAAUGGAGUAGAACCUAAUUCUGUUACUUUGGUUAGUGUGCUUCAAGCAUGUGCAUUGACUCUUGAUCUCAAUGAAGGUAGAAAGGUGCAUGAAUUUGCAACCCAUAGAGGACAUGAUUCAGAGUUGGCUGUUUCAACUGCUCUUAUUGACUUGUACAUGAAGUGUUCAUGUUCUCCUGAUGCAAUAGAUAUAUUCCAUAAAAUGCCUGAGAAGGAUGUAGUUACAUGGGCUGCUGUCAUUAGUGGUAUGACUCAAAAUGGUAUGGCCAAUGAAUCACUGAAAAUGUUCCAGGAGUUAUUAUCAGAUGGACCUAAUCCUGAUGCUGUUACAAUGGUGAAGGUUCUCACAGCAAGUUCACAAUUAGGAAAUCUUGGUCAAGCUCUCUGUCUCCAUGGUUUCUUAAUUAAGAGUGGUUUUGACAAUAAGGUUUUUGUUAGUUCUGCAGUCAUUGAUCUGUAUUCCAAGUGUGGCUGCUUGGAUAAUGCUGCCAAAGUGUUCCAAACCACGGAUGAGAAGGAUGUAGUAUUGUGGAGUUCUAUGAUAGCUGCAUAUGGAAUGCAUGGUCUUGGAGUUCGGGCAAUUGCAACUUUUGAACACAUGAUCCAAACAACAAUUGCACCUAAUGCAGUUACAUUUGUCACAAUAUUGUCUGCAUGCAGUCAUUCUGGUUUGCUUGAAGAAGGGAGAAGGAUUUUUGACAGCAUGAACCAUGUUUAUGGGGUCAAACCUUGUUUAGAGCAUUACAGUAUCAUGGUUGAUCUCCUUGGACGUGCUGGGAAAUUGCAGGAGGCCUUGUUACUCAUUGAACACAUGCCAAGCCCUGUCAGCCCUGACAUUUGGUGUGCGCUGCUUGCUGCUUGUAUGAAACAUCACAACAUUCAUAUGGGUGAAUUGGUGGCAAGAAAUCUACUAAACAUGGAAACCGAGCAUGCUGCACACUAUAACCUUCUCUCAAAUAUAUAUGCUUUUGAUGAGAAGUGGGACCAGAUGAUUGGGGUUAAGCAAGCAAUGGAAGAGAGAGGAAUAAGGAAGAUACCUGGAUAUAGUUCUGUUGAGGUGAAUAAUGAGGUCCACACUUUCUUAGCUGGUGAGAAGUUCCAGCAAGGACGGGAAAAAAUAUGUGGGUUAUUGAGGGAAUUGACAGUUAAGAUGAGAGAGGAAGGCCAGUUUUCUGGUAUGCAAGCUCACAUGUCUUAUGGGAUGUGAAAAAUCUCGCUGGAGGUUGAUUAUGAUAAGUUUUUCAAAGAGUGAUAGAAGAUUAAGCCCAAUCCACUUUGCAGAAAUAUAUGCACUGAAUUUAAAAGAAAGAACAAUUUGAAUAGACUAGUUUGUCAAUACAUAUGCCUGAAAGGAUCUACUUCAUCCUUAGAGUGAAAUUUCAUUGAGAAGGCACAAGGGCUAGCAGGAAAUGGUCCAAGAAGUACAUCUGGAGAUUAAUUUCUCAACAAUUCAGAACUAUCAUUUUUUAAGUAUAUAUGUAAGAAAAGCCCCCAUGCGAGUUUUGAUCCCACAAUUCAGGGCUAAUCAAAAUUUCUCGAUCAAUCUGUGAAAAGCAAGGCCCCAUUCUGGACUCUUACCAUUAUUCGGUGAGCCAAAAGUGAGACUAUAUAAUUAACUAAGAGAAACUCAAAAUAAAUGAUUUAAUUAUGGAGCUGCUAGUUGGGACUCUCAGAGUGUUGGCAGAAUGGUUGAUAACCUUUUAAUUCAGAAGCAGGAAAAAGGAAAAGACUUGCACCAUUUUGUUAGUAACCAAAUACAACAGUCAGGGGAGGGAAGCAUUAUGAAUCCUGAAACUUGGUCUUCAAUUCGACCGAAAAAACAUGGUCUCCAAUAGUUUUUUGUUUUUCACCUUAACAAUCAAAAUUCUCACAGUUUUGUGAUUUCUCCACCAAGCUUGUCAUUAGUUUUGGUUCAUCCUCAUAGUGAUAGCAUUCACCAUUUCAGUUGAGUGCCCUUGUGAUUCAGACAACUUGGAACUAAAACAUAGAGAAAAGCUAUACAUCCUUCGCUGUUAAAUUCAUGGUGAAAGUAUGACUUCAUUUUGCUGCUAAAUAAAACUUUGUUUCUGUAAUUAUAAAACUGACUUCUUGUUCUGAAAAAUAUAUUGAUU